Messenger RNA from Lachancea meyersii CBS 8951, 1413 nucleotides. NCBI's taxonomy places the organism in Eukaryota, Fungi, Ascomycota, Saccharomycetes, Saccharomycetales, Saccharomycetaceae. The record is from the annotation of a GenBank genome assembly.
AUGGCAAUACGUAACACAAUUCGAACCCAUGUGGUGGGUUCUGAUUGGAAUUUUGAACAGGACGAUGUUUUUGUGACGAUUUGGCUAAUUUUCCAAAUUCUGUCGUUAGUCCUAUGCUGGCUAAUUUAUCAUGCUUGGAGCGCCAAAACGCUGGUUUUCGAGCUAGCUGUGGAGUCUAAAGCUGGAAAGCACGCUUCAAAACUUUUCCGUCGGUUUCUCAUUGCUAUCCCGUUUAUGGGAGGCUCGUUAGCGCGUGUGUUCGACCGGAUGACAAUGUUCAUCAAGUUUAAGGCUCUGCCGUUCAUGAUUCGAGUGAAGCGGGUUUUAGAAACGCUUUUCCAGUUGUGUUUCGUUGAUGCAACGUUCCGUAAUAAAAAUGUAAGGCUCAUCUUUACGGGGGGUACGUUGGAGAUUACGGACCCUUUGAACCUUCCCACAACGUCCUUAAUCAUUGGCAAUCAUCGCUCAAUCAUGGACUAUACCCUCAUUAAUUAUCUGGUUCAAGGCGACAAGUGCCCAGGCGUGCUGCAGUAUCUUCGCAACACGCUAAACUGGAAUGUGGAUUGUUUUCUGCCGAAACUGAAAUUUUUAAGUUGGGGGCGACUAACCAAUAUGCCCUCCAUCGGUCUCUUGUCAAAUAUUCUGCUCAAAGACGAGAAUGCCGCUGUGGAUAGUCAAGAUCUGGAAGACUUUUUGAAGAAAGAAGGCAAUCAUGUACUUGCCUUGUUCCCCGAGGUGAACAUAAUAACUUCCGAGUUAAGACUGGUGCAGAGAAAACUAGCUAGAGACAAUUAUUUGCCUCUUUUCGAUGGUAUCUUGUACCCCAGAUUCAAAAACCUCACUUCCACAGUCAAUUGCUUUGCACGCCUUCAACAUGUCGAGAGAUCUCGCAAGACCCGCUACAUAAAGAAAGCGGCAAUUAAGACGAGCUCUAUGGUAUCAAAGGUAAAGCACCCGAGAUCUCGAACCAGUGCCAGAGAAAUUGCCCAAGUGAACCUUUUUUUGGGUGAUGACCUUUUCGCAAAUCCUUCUGCAACCGUUAAGGCGGAGCAGAAGACACUCAAAGCACCGAUAUCGAUAAGCCCUUUCCUUUGGGAUCUGACUAUUGUAUACUAUCGAGCCACAUAUUCCUCUGGUGACCAACACGCCCAUGUACACGAGCAGCACAAUCUCAAAAAGUUGAAAGGCGAAGAAUAUCAUUACCAGCUCGAGCAAAUCACUCCUUCCUUUCUGCAGCUUUUAACCUGCAAAUUCCGGGGCUCUCCCAUACUGGUUAGAAUUCAUGUCAACAAACACCCAAUAUUCAACUUAAUGAAAUUGAGUGACCGAAAGCUAGAAUCAUGGCUAGAAAAAACCUGGUUGGAAAAGGACGCCUUGAUGCAGAGUAUGCAAAACACUGUGAAAAUAAAUUAA